This is a messenger RNA of Gryllus bimaculatus (two-spotted cricket), 3609 nucleotides long. Lineage: Eukaryota; Metazoa; Arthropoda; Insecta; Orthoptera; Gryllidae. The record is from the annotation of a GenBank genome assembly.
AUGCGCCCCACGCGGGGCGGCCGCGUUGCGCAACGGCCCGCGCGCCCACCGCCCCCCGCGUGCCCCGACAGACGCCGCCGCCGCCACCGCGUCUUCGAGGGAGGACGCCGCCCGCGCCCGCCCGGCCCGCCCGCGCCCGCCCGCGCCCACGCUCCCGCCCGCGCCGCCGCGCCCGCGCCGCGCCCGCCCGCGCCCGCCGCGCCCGCCCGCCCGCGCCCGCCCCCGCGCGCCGCCGGCGCGCGCCGCCGCGCGCCGCCCGCGCCAACCGGCCGCGCCGCCCGCCCGCCCGGCGCCCCCGCGCCAGCACGUGCCCGAGCAGCCGCGCCCCCCGCCCCGCCCGCGCCCCGCGACCCGCCCGCGCCCGCCGCCCGCCCGCCACCCGCCCGCGCCCGCACGCGCCGCCCGCCCGCGCCCCAGCCGGCCGCCGCCGCGCGCCGCCCGCCGCGCCGCUCGCGCCCGCCGCGGCCCGCGCCCGCGCUCCGCCCCGCGCCCGCCGCCGCGCCGCGCCGCUGCGCCCGCCGCACGCCGCAGCCCCGCCCCCGCCCGCGCCCGCCCGCGCCCGCCCCAGCGCCGCCCGACGCCCGCCCGCGCCCGCCCGCGCCCGCCCGCGCCCGCCCGCGCACGCCCGCGCCGCCCGCCGCCCGCUCCGCGCCCGCCGCGCCCGCCGCCCGCGCCGCGCGCCCCCGCGCCCGCCCGCGCCGCCCGGCCCGCAGCAGCCCGCCGCCGGUACGGGUGCGCCCUGACGUAGCCAAAUGGCGGCCGCGGGCACACCGACCGCACCGCCCGCGUCGCCGCCCGCGCCGCCCGGUGCCGCCCGCCGCCCAGCGCCGCCCGCGCGCACCCGCCCGACACCGCGCCGCCCCGCCGCGCCCGCCGCGCCGCCGCGCCCGCGCCAGCGCCCUGCGCCCGCCGCGGCCCGCCAGCGCCCGCCGCGCCCGCCCCGCGCCCGCCCGCGCCCCGCCGCGCUCCGCCGCGCCCGCCGCGUCCGCCGCGUGCCCCGCCGCGCCUCGGUGCCCGCCCGCGCCCGCCCGCGCCCGAGGUGCGGGUGCGCCCUGGACGGCCAAGGAGGACGGGCCGAAGGCACACAGAAAGCAUGCGCCGCAAGUGAUACCGCCCGCGCCUAUCACUACCCCGAUGCCCUCCGUGUCCUUCCUGGCCAUCUCCGUUAUGUCACCAAAGGUCAAUAUGACGCGCCCGGCGCCUCGCCCCCGCUCGCCGCCGCCCGCGUACGACGUCCCGCGACCAGCGCCGAGCCACGCGGGGGCGGCGGCGGCGGCGGCGCAGCGUGACUCGAGAAAUGAUGAAUUAGUGAAUGAGAUGAGUAUGGAAGGAGGAGCGUCAGAAAGAUUAUCCUGCCGCAAACUUAAAACCUCAAAUUCUCCGUGGAGUGACUCCGUUAAUCAGAGGGAGAAACCUGCUGGCAUGGUGGCAGAUUGCGUGUGGCAAAAAGGUCUUCGUUUAACUUGUCAAUUAGUCGAUUUGUCCCACAUCCCUGGAGGCUUGGUUGUUCCUCUGGAGAAAAUUAACCAUGGUCACCCUGUGGAUGAGAAACGGGCGUAUAACUUGGCCAUAAAGAUGGAAGUCGAGUCACAAGCCAGCAUGGGAGAGCGAAAAUCGCGAGGGCUCGCGGCAGCGGCGAUGGUGGCGGUAGCGGUGGCGGCGGCGCUGCUGGCGACGGCAUCCACCGCGAUGGCCGACGACAUCGAGGGCUGCACCUCCUACCACACGUACAUCGGCUCCCGCACAGACUGCCUCAACGCGUCCCUCACGGAGGUGCCCCGGCCGCUGCCCAGGGACUUGCACAUCCUCGACCUCUCGCACAACAACAUCUCCACGCUCUCCAACACCUCGCUGAGCCACCAGCCGCCGCUCAGCUCGCUCGAAAUGCUCAUCUUGGAUUACAACGGCAUCACGUUCGUGCACCGUGAUGCCUUCCGUCACCUGACACUGCUACGAGCAGUGUACCUCCGAGGAAACCGCAUCACCCAACUGCAUCGCCUCACUUUCUUUCACAACCUUCGCUUGCAGGAACUCUUUCUGUCAGAAAACCCCUUGGUUUUACCGUCUAAUAGAGGCUUCUUAUCUGUACGUCUCCUCCUUGUUCUGCACAUGGAUGGUUGCAACAUUACUCAUAUACCUCCCUCUGCCUUCAGCGAAACAGUUCGAUUGAGAGCACUUGUUCUAGCUAACAAUCAAAUAAGUUCCUUAGAUGAAAGACCAUUUGCCCCAAUUCCUUUUCUUAUGUUCUUGAACCUUUCCAACAAUGCAUUGCAAACUGUGCCAAGAGAUGCUUUGUCAACCUUGCAGAAUCUUAUUCGACUUGAUCUACAGGACAAUAGACUACAGAACAUAGAGGUGGAAGCACUGGCUUCAUUAGAAGGUCUCAGAAGAUUAGAACUUGAUGGAAAUCCAUUAAAAUGUGACUGUCAAUUGAAGCCUUUCAGAUUAUGGGCUCAAAAUAGGUCUUUGGCAGCUUCUGCUACCUGUGUCAAUAAGAAGUCAUGGGAUACUUUACUCAACUUGCAAUGUUAAUUUUGCAUGUAGCAAAUGUAAUAAUUUGACAAAAAUCAAUUGUACUGAAGCAGGUGGUCAUAACUAGCUCUGACAGAACCUACUUUAGAGAACUUUUCACAGAAUUUUGAAUUGUCAUUCACAACAUUUUUACAGGAUAAUAAUUAGAAAAUAAGAAAUGUUAUUAAUGUUAUUAUAAAAAUGAAAUGAAAGCAUUAUAAGUACUCAAUAUUACAAUGUAAGACUGUACCGUUCCCAGUAUUUCUCUCAUAUGUUUAUUCUUGAAAUAGUCAAUUACAAUAUCUGCCAAGUAAGGGACUCAGGGAAAAUUUAUUUUCAAAAGCUUAUAAAUAUAUUUCAAUCCAAAAUACAAUUUUUUGUAUACCAGCAUUAUAAACAACAGCUUAUUCUGCAAGAAAUCAUUCAUAAAAGGAUGGCAUUGCAUGUCCUCUGUGCUUGACCUCGACAGGUCAUCCUCACCAUCUGCCCUCACUGCCUGUCAUCUUUGUGUAAUGUCAUAAUACCAAGAAUUUAUGUUGCCAACUGCAAAACUGCUUUUGAAAUUUGUUUCCCAAAUUAAUUUUGGUUCUUUUAUAAAUUUAUAAUGCUGUUACUCAAAAAAAAAUUAGCAUAUGCAACUCAUUUACAAUGUUGCUUUCUUGUGUUGGUAAGUACUUGUUUCAAAAAUGAAAAACUUCUAACGUUGGUCAUUUUCAAAACGAGUACUUUUGCAAUAAAGAGCCUUAUAAGCUAGUUGCAAAAUGUGCUAUUUCAAAUAAAUAUUGAAAUAACCAAUAUGAUGAAAAACAAUUACAAAAAAUUGCUUCAUAAGAGCUUUUCUCCAAUGGCUUUAUUUCCAACAAGAAGAGAACUUUUGAAAAGAACUGUCAGCCAAAAACAAGACAAAGAUAAAGAAAUAUGAAAUAUGUCAAUAGGAAUGUCCUUAGCUGGCUAGCAAUCACUACCUCAUCAUUUACCAAUAUCUGUAGAUAGUACCAAUAGGAGUAUUGAAUGUGUAAAUCAACAUUUUCAAAUAUAGGCAUUUUGUGUCAAAUGUUCUUACCUUUCUUUCUCUACCUUUAAUUUGUGUGUGUGUGU